Messenger RNA from Microthlaspi erraticum, 1128 nucleotides. NCBI's taxonomy places the organism in Eukaryota, Viridiplantae, Streptophyta, Magnoliopsida, Brassicales, Brassicaceae. The record is from the annotation of a GenBank genome assembly.
AUGGAAUCUCUGAAACAAGCUUCUUCAUCUAGGUUCUGCUACCAUCAAGGCUUCUCAGGCGUUCUCCAAGUGUUUGUUCACAACGCAAGAAACAUCCACAACAUUUGCAUCUACGAUAACCAAGACGUCUACGCCAAAUUCUCACUCACAUACAAUCCUGACGACACCAUCUCCACAAGAAUCAUCCACAGAGCUGGCAAAAACCCUGAAUUCAACCAGAAGCUCAUGAUCGAUGUGACCCAGAUCGAUGCUGCGGUUCUCAAAUGUGAGAUCUGGAUGAUGAGCAGAGCCAGACAUUACAUGGAGGAUCAGCUUCUUGGUUUUGCUCUUGUCCCAAUCUCAGACAUCAUAGGCCAAGACAGUGUCACUCAAGAUUACAGUCUCUCCUCCACUGAUCUCUUCCAUUCACCUGCUGGUACCGUGAAGCUCACGCUUUCCGUUGUAAACCCUUCUCUUGUUCCUUCUUCUUCUUCAUCAUCAUCAUCCAAUCCCAAGAUUAACACUUCGAUUUCUUCUGAGGUCGUGUUGCUUGACCCACAAGUCUCUGAAACAGUGGAUUACACGAGGAUCGAGUUCCCUGACAUCAAUGUUGUCAACGAGAACAAACAGAUGGUUACAGAGUAUUUCAAUGGAUUGAACCACAGAUCCGGAACCGCUUCUUUUCUCUGUCUCGGCUCGACACAUUUGCCGGAAACCGACAUAACAAUGGUCUGCUUGGAAGACAAAGAGGUUUAUGGGAAUGGAAGCUUUAUGGCGUCUUCUUCAACUACAACAAGCCUAAGCGACGACAAGAACACAGCGAACUCAAACGAGAAAGACAGUCGAGAGAUGACAGAGGUAUCAAGAGGAAGAAGCAAAGGAUUGGAAGAAGAAGAUCAGUACGAAGAAGAGAAGAAGAUGAAUGUGGAAACGGAGGAAACAUCGAUGCAGAAACAGAUAGCAGAGAUGUAUAUGAGAAGUAUGCAACAGUUCACUGAUUCUUUGGCAAAGAUGAAGCUUCCCAUGGAUCACAACAACAACAAUAACACUGAAACUCACAUUCAGAAUAAUAAUGCUAAUAACAAUAAUGGAAUUGAGAAGAAAAAAGAAGGAUCUCGUGUCUUUUACGGUAGCAGAGCCUUCUUUUGA